AGAUGGCGUCGAUGAAGGACAGCGACACCGGCCUGUGGCUUCACAACAAGCUGGGCUCCACGGACGAGCUGUGGACGCCGCCGAGCAUCGCCUCGCUGCUCACGGUGUCGGUGAUCGACAACAUCCGUCUGUGCUUCUCCAGCCUGUCGCCGCCGGUGAAGCUGAAGCUGCUGCUCGGGAUGCUGCACCUCCCCCGGCGGACCGUGGACGAGAUGAAGGAGGCCCUGUCGGAGAUCAUCCAGCUGGCCACCGUGGACUCGGAGCCGUGGGUCCUGAUGGUCGCCGACAUCCUCAAGUCCUUCCCAGAGACCGGCUCGCUCAACCUGGACCUGGAGGAGCAGAAUCCUAAUGUGCAGGACAUCCUCGGCGAGCUCAGGGAGAAAGUGAGUGAGUGCGAGGCGUCUGCCAUGCUGCCUCUGGAGUGCCAGUACCUAAACAAGAGUGCGUUAACCACCCUGGUUGGACCCCUCACACCCCCUGUCAAACAUUUCCAGCUGAAAAGGAAGCCGAAGAGUGCAACCCUCAGAGCAGAGCUGCUACAGAAAUCCACGGAAACGGCCCAGCAGCUGAAAAAGACAGCCGGAGUGCCUUUUCAUGCCAAAGGGAGAGGACUGGUCAAAAAGAUUGACACUACAACUCCUCUCAAGGGGAUCCCCAAGGCCCCGUUCCGCAGCCCCACUGCCCCCAGUAUGUUCAGCCCUCCCAGUAACCGCACACCCGUAGCCCCUGCACGGACACCCCUGCGCAAAGAGAGGGGGGUCAAGCUGUUAGAUAUUUCAGAGCUGGACGUGGUCGGAGCUGGAAGAGAAGCUAAGAGGAGAAGAAAGACUUUGGAAACGGAGGCCGGAGAGAAAGCAGCCAAAGAAGAAGCAGCUGUGGUGGAAAACACCACACCGGACUAUGCUGCCGGCCUCGGCUCCGCACAGAAACUCGGGGCGCUGAGCGAGAAUCCUCUGCCGUCAACCAGUUACAUGCCGGCCACACCCAGCAUGGUUCCCUCUUCCUCGUACAUUCCCAGCUCCGAGGCGCAGCCAGCGAACGCCGGCGGCUCGGGUCGAGACACGCUGCAGUCGGCUCGCCAACCGGAGGAGUCGGCAACAGCGGGCGCUGGCGCCACCCCCACCUUACCGGGCCAGUACAAACAGAGGACGCCUAUGUACAACGCCAGCACCACGGCUAACCCCGCCACGCCCACGUCCCCCAGCACGCCGGCGUCCACCCCCGCCAACAACGGGCCCCCAGCUGCUGCCACUGCCAGCCAACCGGAGACCCCCACCCAGCCUCCCAGCACACCUCAGACGCCCACCCCAGCCCCGACUCCUACGCCCCCACAGCCCCAGCCCAAAAAGAAUCUCUCCCUCACGAGGGACCAGAUGUACGCUGCUCAGGAGAUGUUCAAGACGGCCAACAAGGUCACCAGACCCGAGAAGGCCCUGAUCCUGGGCUUCAUGGCUGGAUCCAGAGAGAACCCGUGCCCGGAGCAGGGGGACAUCAUCCAGAUCAAGCUGAGCGAACACACAGAGGUUCUGCCCAAAGCCGACGGCACCGGCAGCACCACCAUGCUGGUGGACACGGUCUUCGAAAUGAACUACUCCACAGGACAGUGGACCCGCCUCAAGAAAUACAAACCCAUCACCAACACCUCCUGAGGCGCCUGGAUCGCUCGGGAAAAAAAUCCCACACCCACAAUAUCAACAAAAACAACAUGUUUACACACAUUCAAGUAUUUGCAAUCACGUCUGGGCCAAAUCGAGCAGCGGGGGGGGGGGGGGGGGGUGAGAGAUGGUCAAGGAGAGAGAGAUCCUCCCUUUUCCUGCAACGCCAAAAUGCAGGACUCCGAAGAAUGUUUCUGUACCUUUUUGUUUUGGUUGUUUCCCUUUUAUCGUUUCUGUUUUUUUAAAUGUGGCCUCCGAUGCCUGAGCGUGGUCGGGGGGGGUCACACGAGUCUGAGUAGAGGGACUAUUCUCACGGCAGGCACCUCAACAUUUUUGUACUCUGGAGUACAAGCAUGUCUCAUGUCGGGAAGGACGAUAUGUGUUAUAUAUUUUUUUUUUGUAUGAAUGUCACGUUCAUCUUAUUCUACCUUGGGGUUUGUGACAGGAAACAGAACCACAGAACGAUAAUGACCGUCGCCCCAGAGGUGACCAAAAAAAAAAGAGAUGAGAAGUAAAUAAUUCUCAGUGCUGUCGAGCCUUCUGGUAGAUGUUGAAUCAUUUUUCAUCCUUUUAUUAAAAGGGAAGAGAAUUAAAAAAAAAAACG
Pleuronectes platessa (European plaice) is the source of this 2259-nucleotide messenger RNA. RefSeq names its product negative elongation factor complex member A (gene nelfa). NCBI's taxonomy places the organism in Eukaryota, Metazoa, Chordata, Actinopteri, Pleuronectiformes, Pleuronectidae. Bases 3 to 1649 code for a protein of 548 amino acids. The transcript has 11 exons. Gene Ontology annotation, biological process: negative regulation of transcription elongation by RNA polymerase II. Gene Ontology annotation, cellular component: NELF complex. The record is from RefSeq and is a predicted model, not a curated record.